Molecule: messenger RNA, 2383 nt
Organism: Schizosaccharomyces cryophilus OY26
Lineage: Eukaryota; Fungi; Ascomycota; Schizosaccharomycetes; Schizosaccharomycetales; Schizosaccharomycetaceae
Product: maltase alpha-glucosidase Mal1
Exons: 1
Coding region: 364-2109 (581 amino acids)
Biological process (GO): oligosaccharide catabolic process
Molecular function (GO): alpha-amylase activity
Source: RefSeq, a predicted model, not a curated record
UCUUUGUAUCCAAAAGAUCCAAGUUGCGACAAAUGAGAGUUUGUUACAUUGUUAUGAUAAUAGAGUUUCCAUCAAUGAAUUAUAGUUUUUGAUAUAUACAAUAAAAGCUAUACAUGAUUGUUUGUUUAGAAACUCUAAAAAAGUUUCAUAGCAUGUAUUCAAAAUGAUCAUGAAGAAACAACUUGCGUGUAACAGCCAUCUUGACUUUCUUUUUCGGAGUUCAUUGACAAGCUUAUCAGUCAUUUAACGACAUUCGUAACGACAACAAAAUUGCGAGAUUAUUGACGUUUUGCCCAGUCUUACAGAAUUACGAUCAGAGCACAUUCAUAUUCAACUUUCACCAUACUCAAAAAAAAGUUCAAGAUGAAAGUUGUGCCCAGCGAAAAGAUUCAGCCUGCCUGGUGGAGAGAAACCUCUGUGUACCAGAUUUAUCCAGCAUCUUUCAAAGACGACAACGGAGAUGGCUUUGGUGACUUACAGGGUAUACUGUCAAAGUUAGAUUACUUGAAAGACUUGAAUGUUGAAUCAGUUUGGCUCUCGCCUAUUUAUCCAUCACCUCUCAAGGAUAUGGGUUACGAUGUGUCUGACUACAAAGAGAUUGACUCACGUUAUGGAUCUCUACAAGAUAUAGACGUCCUAUCAAAGGAAUUGCAUAAGCGUGGUAUGAAGCUUGUUAUGGAUUUGGUUCUUAACCAUACAUCGGAUCAACAUGCUUGGUUUAAGGAGUCUCGCUCCUCCAAAACGAACCCUAAACGAGAUUGGUACAUCUGGAGACCUGCCAAAUACGAUCAAGAUGGCAAGAGACUUCCUCCCAACAACUGGAGAAGCUACUUUGACACUUCUGCUUGGGAUUGGGAUGAGACUACCCAAGAAUACUAUUUGCAUCUUUGGGCCCCCGAGCAACCCGAUAUCAAUUGGGAAAGUCAAGAACUGCGUAAAGCAGUUCAUGAUAUUGUUCGCUACUGGCUAGAUCGUGGAGUCGAUGGUUUUCGCUUGGAUGUCAUCAAUAUGAUCAGUAAGGACCAAACAUUUCCAGAUGCUCCUGUGACGGAUGAUCGAUACGAAUACCAAAUGGGCUACCAGUACUAUGCUAAUGGUCCUCGAAUCCAUGAAUAUUUGAAAGAGAUUGGUCAAAUCCUCCAUGAAUACAACGCCUUUUCUGUUGGUGAAAUGCCUCACGUCGAAGAUACGGAGGAAGUUCUUCGUGUUGUUGGAGCUGAUCGUCGCGAACUUACCAUGAUUUUCCAGUUCGACUUGGUCAGUUUGGAUUUGGUUCGUGGAAAGCACAAAUAUGUUGAGGGCACAUGGAAGCUUUCGGACCUAAAGCAGUCUCUCAAGAAAUGGCAGUCUGUAUAUUUAACAGGAGGAGGUUGGAAUGCCAGCUUUAUCGAAAAUCAUGAUCAGCCUCGAACUGUUUCGCGUUACUUGUCGGAUUCUCCCGAACACAGAGCGCAUAGCUCCAAACUUAUGUCCCUCUUCAUUGUGUUUCAAGGCGGCACACCUUUUGUUUACCAAGGUCAAGAACUGGCACUUGCUAACAUUCCCCGGGAAUGGCCCGUCUCUGAAUACGUAGAUGUGGAAACACAAAAUUUUUGGAAGCUCUUUAUGAGCGGCAAUCCUACUCAAGAAGAAAUUGAGAAGACUAUGGACAUUGUUAACAAAAGAGCACGUGACAAUGGUCGUACGCCUAUGCACUGGGACAGUUCACCCAACGGUGGAUUUUGCGCAAAAGGCGUCAAGCCUUGGAUGAGAGUGACGGACGACUAUAAAGAAUGGAACGCUUCUACUCAAGUAGGCAAGCCUGAGAGUGUCUAUUCUUUUUGGUCAGCAGCUCUUGGUUAUCGAAAAGCCAUGAAGGAUGCUGUGGUCUACGGCUCCUUUGAAUUACUUUCCGAAGAAGACCCAUCCAUAGUAGCCUUUGUUCGUGAAUCUGAAAAAACCAAAUUGGCAGUCAUUUUAAACUUUACUGGAAACGCUGUCUCUUAUGAAUGUCCUUUGAAUAUGAAAGGAUUCCAAGUACUUUUGAACAACUAUGAGGAUCUAGAAAUCAAGGAAAAUACUAUUCAUAUGAAUCCUUAUCAAGGCGUUCUUUUCAAGAAAUCACUCUAAAUAAAUAGACGUCUACAAUGAUAUUUAAGAAGCUUCAAAAUUGAUGAAGGCUUUCGAGUUUUAACGAUGAUAAAGAUUUUGUUGCCUAUACCUUUCUUAUGAAAAUCGUUUUUGUUUUCGAUUUAUCUUUUUCGUGACUUUUCUUUACUUUUUCGUUUCUGUCUUUAAGGAUAUCACCAUACAUUGGAUAACCACCCAAGCAUAUUUUUUAUGCUUUUGCUUAAUUCGAAAACUCUCUUACAUUUUAAAUAAUGAAUAAAUGUCUUUUAGUAUG